Molecule: messenger RNA, 2184 nt
Organism: Fonsecaea erecta
Lineage: Eukaryota; Fungi; Ascomycota; Eurotiomycetes; Chaetothyriales; Herpotrichiellaceae
Exons: 1
Coding region: 1-2184 (727 amino acids)
Biological process (GO): DNA-templated transcription; positive regulation of transcription from RNA polymerase II promoter by galactose
Cellular component (GO): nucleus
Molecular function (GO): DNA-binding transcription factor activity, RNA polymerase II-specific; RNA polymerase II cis-regulatory region sequence-specific DNA binding; zinc ion binding
Source: RefSeq, a predicted model, not a curated record
AUGACUUCAUCAGGCUCAAAUGCUGCCAGAGUCCGCGACAAAUACACUUCGCGAGCGUGCAAUGAAUGUCAACGCCGCAAGAGAAAGUGCAGCGGCGAAAAGGUAUGCCGAAACUGUCGCCAUUGUGGUACUGAAUGCGUCUUUUCAGAGCCACGGGGCACCAGGAGUUCGAGAGCGACGACUUUGCUGCCGCCAAAUGUCACGUCCACCGACUGGGUUAACGUCGACAGUCGAACCAAUCCAGGUCCUGGCCUUCGCACUGCCGCAGCAAGAGACUGUGCCCCAAAGACAGCACAUGUCGCCACACAAGGACACCAGCAGAGCGGCAGGAAUGGACGAAACGAGACAGAGAGAACAACAACACAAUUUCAAGACGACCAACAGGUGACGGGUCAGGUUCCCUCGCCUGCCGCACAUGUGCUUGGUGACAACCAUGAACAGACUCCUCUAAGCACCAUUGACACUGAGACGUCCUCUCCUCGAGAAAGCGUUUUUGAGCGCAACACCAAUUUCAUGACCGGUACCGCUUUCUUCCAGCAGAUCGAUCUCCUUGACCGUUCAGUGACUCGAGCACAUGGGACAGACCUUCUCAAAGUGGAUGGUUUCCUGGAAAGCUCGACCUUUGAACCAAACACUUCGGUGGCCGACAUCUAUCGCGAUAUAGAUCAGACAGUCGAGCAGGCACGGGUUGAUGACGCGACCAAGAUACAUAGGUCACUGGACAUCUUCUUUGCUAAUGUGCAGCCACAUUACCCUUGCAUGAACGAGGGCUACCUGCGUGCCCAAUUCUCCGCAUUUGUUGCGAACGACGCCAAUUGCCUCACCAAGAGCGGCGCGGUGCAACUAGCUGCCCUGCUCCAAUUCAUCAUGGCAGUGGUGAGCAUCUUAUGUGACAGCUCCACGCAGGGCCAAUAUCUCCCCGGCUGGAAAGAGUUCUGUCGCGGAGACAAGCUGCUCAGCCACGCCACCUGGCUGGAGAGAGCCAAUAUUGUGACAAUCCAAACACUGCUUGUGAAAACACUAUAUUUCAUGUAUGCCGGCCUUUUGAACUCGGCCUACGAUACAAUGGGCACGGCAGUGCGGUUAUGUUUCCAGCUGGGCCUACACAAUGAGCCCUCAUGGGGGGAGGAUUGCAAAUUCUACGACAGAACCUACCGCCAGCGAGUUUUCUGGUCGGUCUUCUGUCUUAACCACAAUGUUGCUCAGACGCGUGGUGUUCCUGAGCUGCUCCGAGAAUCAGAUAUCAAUGUUUGCCUGCCCAAGUGCGUCGAUGAUCGCAUGUUGUAUCCGGAUUGUCCCUCGCUGCCUGAGAUGCCCACGACCUCCCCUGUUCCCUAUCUAUUGGAAACAAUCAAGUUGACAAGGCUUUCUUCAGAGGUUUGGGAAGCGAUGUUUGGCGCAAGGGCAAAGAAACCGGUCAGCCAGGACUUCAUUGCUGCCAUGGACAACAAGAUUAUUGAAUUAUCUCAAGAGAUUCCUUCUUCUCUUCGUUGGCCUCAAGCUGCAGGGUCCCAGCACAUGUAUGACGGAGCACCUUCAUUUAUCCAACAGCAGGGAUUCAUUCUGCAUCUGCGGAUUCUAUACCUGCGAAUGCUGUUGCGUCGAGAGGAAAUGAUCAGUCUUACUUAUGGGAGGAAGACUGCACAGCUCUGCAUCAACAUUGCCACCGAGGUCGUUGCUGCCGUCGAGGCGUCAUAUACGGCCCAGAGAUCCAAACGCUGCGAGCGACACGCCUAUCUACAUCAUCUGACUGGUGCAUUGGUCCCGACGAUCUGCAUCAUAGUCAAGCAUAAUAACCCCGACGAUCUGACCAGGCCAGCAAUGAAUCUCCUAAACAAGUCCUUAAAAAUCAUGGAGUCUUUCUCUCAGGGUUCCUUCCUGGCUCGACGGGUCUUGCAGCAAUUGCGUCGCCCUAUCAAGGUGGCCCGCGAUAUUAUCGAGUCUCAGUGGCCUCAGAAUGUCCGAGCUGGCGCAGCGUCGUAUGCAAUCACCACGGUGCCUGGGCUCGCGCAAAAUACGACAUGGAACGACGGCAAUGUCAGUUCCAACAAUGACUGGGAUCUCUCUCUGCCAACCAUUUAUCAAGAUCCCUUUCAGGACGCCUCGCAGAAAACCUCAGACGUGCCUUUCCUGUGGGAUGAUAGCAGCGUGGAUCUUUGGAAUAAUUUCAAUUGGUCAGGGUAA